AUGCAAUUCAACUUCUUCCAUCUUCUUAUUCUCUCGGUCUUCGCCGUCAUCUUCUUCACUCCAGUUCAAUCGGCUCCAUCUCACAGUGAAGCUGACAUUGAGGCUCUUAUGGGUCUUCAGGAGCAAGUCCAAGGAUACUUGGGUAAUUCCAACUUGAGCCCAGCAGCCAAGAAGCAAAUCGAAGACAUGAUGGCUGCCAAGCAAGCUGCUAUCGAGAACAGCUUCAAUGGAAAGAAAUAA
Messenger RNA from Caenorhabditis briggsae, 240 nucleotides. Bases 1 to 240 code for a protein of 79 amino acids. Lineage: Eukaryota; Metazoa; Nematoda; Chromadorea; Rhabditida; Rhabditidae. The transcript has a single exon. The record is from RefSeq and is a predicted model, not a curated record.